GGCUUCCCGGGCGGCGGGGCCAUGGCGGCCGCAGAGCCCAAGCCCCCGGCGGGUGUGGCCGCGGCCCGGCGCCUGGCCCGGGGCUGCUGGUCCGCGUUCUGGGACUACGAGACGCCCAAGGUGAUCGUGGUGAAGAACCGGCGCCUGGGCGUGGUGUACCGCCUGGUGCAGCUGCUCAUCCUGCUCUACUUCGUGUGGUACGUAUUCAUCGUGCAGAAGAGUUACCAGGACCGGGAGACCGGCCCUGAGAGCUCUGUCAUCACCAAAGUCAAGGGCAUCACCUCGUCGGAGCACAAAGUGUGGGACGUGGAGGAGUACGUGAAGCCCCCGGAGGGAGGCAGCGUGUUCAGCAUCAUCACCAGGAUCGAGGUCACCCCCUCCCAGACUCAGGGAACCUGCCCCGAGAGUGUGAGGGUCUCCAACGCCUCCUGCAACUCCGACGAGGACUGCGUGGCGGGAGAGCUGGACAUGCUGGGAAAUGGUGUGCGGACUGGGCGCUGCGUACCCUACUACCACGGGGCUUCCAAGACCUGCGAGGUGUCUGGCUGGUGCCCUGUGGAAGAUGGGGCCUCUGUCAGCCAAUUUCUUGGUAAGAUGGCCCCAAAUUUCACCAUCCUCAUCAAGAACAGCAUCCACUACCCCAAAUUCCAGUUCUCCAAGGGAAACAUCGAGAACCGGAAGGACAGCUAUCUGAAGCACUGCAUGUUCGAUGAAGUGUCGCACCUGUACUGCCCCAUUUUCAGGCUGGGCUUCAUCGUGGAGCGGGCAGGGGAGAACUUCAUGGAGCUGGCGCACACGGGUGGUGUCAUUGGGGUCAUUAUCAACUGGGACUGUGACCUGGACCUGCCGGCAUCGAACUGCAACCCCAAGUACUCCUUCCGGAGACUCGACCCUAAGCACACCCCGGCCUCCUCUGGCUACAACUUCAGGUUUGCCAAGUAUUACAAGAUUAACGGCAGCACCACCCGCACGCUCAUCAAGGCCUACGGGAUCCGCAUUGAUGUCAUUGUGCAUGGCCAGGCAGGCAAGUUCAGCCUGAUUCCCACCAUCAUUAAUCUGGCCACAGCGCUGACCUCCAUCGGGGUGGUAAGGAACACACACUGGGGUCUGAACACAUGCGGUGGGUGGGGGUCCUGCCCAGCCCUCACACACCUGUCUUGCUGGCCCCAGGGCUCCUUCCUGUGUGACUGGAUCUUGCUAACAUUCAUGAACAAAAACAAAGUCUACAGCCAUAAGAAAUUCGACAAGGUGUGUACACCAAAAGACUCCCCAGGUAGCUGGCCUGUGACACUGGCCCUUGUUUUGGGCCAGGCCCCUCCGCCCCCUUGUCCCUACUCCACAGACCCAAGCAGACCACAGGAAGAGGGGCAGAGUCAGGCCCAGGUCAUCCUGCCGCCACGGCCUUGUCCCACGUCUGCCCUGUCUGAGCAGAUGGUGGACAUUCCCGAUCGGGGUGCAGGACCGGGGCCUUGGGCCUCUGAGCCUUCCCAGCAGGACUCUGCGCUCACAGACCCCCGAGGUUUAGCCCAGCUCUGAGC
Molecule: messenger RNA, 1538 nt
Organism: Phyllostomus hastatus (greater spear-nosed bat)
Lineage: Eukaryota; Metazoa; Chordata; Mammalia; Chiroptera; Phyllostomidae
Gene: P2RX2
Product: purinergic receptor P2X 2
Exons: 10
Coding region: 22-1536 (504 amino acids)
Biological process (GO): response to ATP; monoatomic cation transmembrane transport
Cellular component (GO): nuclear inner membrane; plasma membrane
Molecular function (GO): purinergic nucleotide receptor activity; extracellularly ATP-gated monoatomic cation channel activity; ATP binding
Source: RefSeq, a predicted model, not a curated record